AUGGACACCUCUGACAAGUCUCUAGAGACACACGAAACGCAAGCGCCUCUCUGCGCACAGCCAAAUCCGGAUGAAAAUGGAGCGACAGCAAGCUCGCCGUGCGAAGGCGCUCAUCUUUCAUUCACACCCUCGGGGGUCGAGGGCGAGAAGCGCGCCCUGGCGGCAGAGGCUUUUCAGCCUGUCAUUGAAUCCCUAGAGCGAAUGGAGCAAGAAGACCCGAAGCUGGCUAUUCAAGCUGCACGUCUUGUGGGGCUCUAUCGGCGCCUGUGGGAAUCAUGCAUUGCCAAGCACCAUGACGGCCAACAACUUGCAACGGAUAACAACCAGCUGCGUAUCACUAAUAUUCAGCUGUUGCGGGAAAGGGAGUCCCUGAAGCAGCGACAGAACAAUCAGAUUGCGCGUUUGUCCCUUUUCGAACACGCCCUUGAGCAAGUCCGAGAAGGGAUCGUUGGCGUCCUGAAAGACUGGGAUCGCUGUGCUGAAGCGGCCACGUCGGUUUCGUGGGAAGGGGUACCUCUAGGUAGUCAGUGA
Molecule: messenger RNA, 531 nt
Organism: Penicillium canescens
Lineage: Eukaryota; Fungi; Ascomycota; Eurotiomycetes; Eurotiales; Aspergillaceae
Exons: 2
Coding region: 1-531 (176 amino acids)
Source: RefSeq, a predicted model, not a curated record